AUGCAGCAUUCGGCCGUUAGAGAGGCCCAAGGCGAAGAGGGGCAUUGGCUCAUGACCCACGCCUCCCAAAUACUCCUCAUGGCCGUCAGCACGUUCGUUUACACCCUAUACAAAAAGGUCAUCGACGAGUUUGCCGACUCGGUCGUAAAGCUAUUGAGUGUUCUCGUGGUCGACCUACAGGAGCUCAAAAGAUGGUUCUCGCCCAAGCCCAAGCCCCUCAUCCGCCCUCCCGUGGUGCCCCGCCCCAGCCCUCCAUCAUUCAUGCGCGACACGCUCGAGUUCGAGAAGAAGGGCAAAAGUGUCACGCCAACCACACUGCGCCAGUCGCUCAAGUACGCCGACGUGGCGGAUGCGGCCGGUGCGAAUCCCAACCCGAUCAAGCGCGCCGGUGACGCGAUACUCGAGAGCGGGAUCGAGCAGCUGCUCGCCAGUCUUCAGCCCGACCACAUCAAGCAGGUCUGCGCGGUGACGCACACAUUCGGCGGCGACUUGGCGCAACUGCGCGAGGCCAUCGUGGCCCAGUACUUGGCCUCCGGAGGCGGCAGCCUCGCGCGCUUCAUCGAGGAGUGCCCGGCCCCGCUGCAGAGCGCGUUUCAGCGGGUCCUGCGGCUCAAGAAGAACGCGCGACACACGGAAAUGGUCUACUUCCUUCUCAGCCAAGGCGCCAACGCAGAGCUGGAGACCAAGCGAGGCGAAACAGCCAGUUCGAUGGCGCUACACUGGGGCCACACGGAAGUGGUGCAGGCACUCGACAAUUGGAUCCGCCAGCAGAAGCGCGAUCGCGAAGCCCUUAGCUCGUCAUCGUCGCUGUCCUCCUCGUUCCUGGCCAACCUGUGGAAGCCCAUCCGCAAGGGCUCCGCCGACACAACGCCGCCCAAAGGCAGCAGCAAGGAGGCCGCGGCUUCCACGAUCGUGCGGUCGAGCACGUCGCCGCCGUUGCUGACGGGCUCGUCUUCGCUCAUACCGACCAGUAGUACUCCGGCCUCCAGUUCUUUGCCGUCGACACCGCAGGGUGCGCGCACGCCCACGUCACCGCCCAUCAGCAUCCUGUCGUCGUUCAGCCCGUCGACGUCGACGUCGACCUCGUCGUUGUCGUCGACAUCAUCGCCGCGGUCCACGCCCGAGUCGUCGUUGGUGCGCGAGGAAGACGACGACGAGCAGCACUUCAGCGGGCUGCCGCCGGCGGAGGGCAGCGUGAUCGACGGCAACCGCAUCUCGAUGACCCACGAAGAGUUCAACGCCAUUCUCGCCAAGGAGGAGCAGCGGUACCGCGACAAGGAGCGCGAGCUCCGCGCGCGGCUGCAGCGCGAUCAGGAGAACAAUCUCAACCGAUGGCUGACCUACCUGGCCAAGAAGAAGAGGAAGAAGAAGGACCGGGUGGACACCAUUCAAAUGCUCCGGCAGCAGAACGCCACUCUCCAACAGCGCAACAAUGAGCUUCGCGAUCGCGUGCUUCAGCUCGAGAAGGAGCGCAAGGCCUGGGUCACCUACGGCCAUGGUCUCUUCUGCCCGACGCCGGCGUCGCAAGGAGUGGAGGGCGGGGAGGCUCCGCUCGAGUGGUUGCCCAUCAACGCCAACCUCGACUAUUUUCGCAGCGUCGAACCCUAUCGACGCGGACGCUGGGAGGGCGUUUGUCUGCUGAAGGGAAGAGGCCCGAACGCGACCACCUACACCAUCAAGACGGCGCUGCUUGCGAGCCGACAGGGCGAGGAGGCGGCGCUGGCGCUCGAGAACGAAGUGGACUCGACGCUGUUCCACCUUCCGCCCCACCCCAACGCGCUCAACGCCGUGCUCGCCUUCACCGACUCCCUGCCUGCGGCCGUAGCGGCCGAGGACUGGCCAUCCCUGCCCAAAAGCAAGAAGGAGGUGAGUCGCAGCGCCAAGUUCUUUGUAUUCGAGGACCUGGAGAACUACACGACGCUCCAACGAGUCAUACGACAGCGCAAGCGCAAGACCGGGUCCCGGCUCAACAACAACCAGCAGAGGGAAGGCGAGGAGACCACCUCGGCAACUUCAUCGUCGUCGUCAUCAUCAUCGCCUCGACGCCACCUGCUGCAGCAGCCGGUCUACCUGCUUCCACCCAAGCACAUCGCGUUCCUAGUGCUGCAGCUGCUGGAGAUGGCCAACCACCUCUACAGCCACGGCAUCGUCCACCGCAACCUCAGCCCCGCCAACAUCUUCGUGCGAUCCACGGCCGCCGCCGCUGCCAACAACGCCAACCGACGAGACGACACCGACAGGAAUUCCACAAAUGCCAAGAAGAAGAAGAAGACGAAGAAGAAGGAGCAGGGUGACGGCGACCACAUCGCCACGCGGGCGCACAGGAGGUCGCGAGAGGCCGAUGCCAGCCCCGGCGACCCGGCGGGCGAAGGGGUCCUGGAUAUUGUGCCCGUGGACGGCGUGGAACCGGUGGAAGAGGGUGACGAUGCGUCGUCGACACGAGCAACGAGUGCCAACGUGGCAUCACGAGAUAGCGAGGAUGAGAGCGAGGACGAGGACGGUGAUGUGGAACUGAUCGACGUCAGCGCCAACGAGACCGGCGACAGCAGUGGCCAGGACAUCUAUCGACUGCGGGUCGGCAACUUCAGCGAAAGCAUACAGGUCAUGAAGCUGCCCUACAGCUCUCGGCUCAUCUCGUUGGGCUCUUCUCCCUCCAGCAUCUACCUCGCCCCGGAAGUGUCAUCGGCGCGUCCGGGAAGAGGUAUGAUGGUCGACUAUCGGAAGCAAGACGUGUGGUCCAUCGGCGUCAUCCUCCACCAGCUCAUCUACGGCCGUAAACCCACCGCCGAGUCCAUCGACGCCCUGCUCGACCAUCACCACCACCUCGACGAAGGCCAAGCCGCCGCCCAGACAAGCCGACACACCCUCCGACAUCCACUCAAACAGCCGCGUCAUCAUCAACAGCAUCAACAACCGCGACAUUCCAGAGAUAGCGAUGAUGAUGACAAUGGAUGGACAACGACCGCGCUCGACGUGCUGCUGCGUCGACUUCUCGAGCCGCGCGCGAGCGAGAGAUUCUCGGCGUCGUUCGCGCUGCUCUUCCUGCGCUUCGCCCUCUUCGGGCCCAAGCAGCGGCCCAUGUGGCGCACCCACGAGCAGUGGGUCGCGUGGCUGCGCGAGCGACGGCGCCUGCGGCCGCACCCCUUCUACGGCGAAUGCAUGGCGCGCGGAGGCACGCGGCUGCUCAAGAAGACGACGACAUCAGCUGCGGCGGCGCUAGACGAGGCCGGCAACGUUGUUGAUACGGCGGGCCAAGGCGUAGUUGAAGGUGGCGACGUAGAUGGUGGCAACGACGACUACGUGCCGCGCUACCUGGAGUGGCAGCACACGCAGUUCGUGUGGAGCGCCACCCCGGCCGACCUGCUUGACGUUGUCUCCUGCUUCGAGUCCUCCGCGUAG
This is a messenger RNA of Acanthamoeba castellanii str. Neff, 3399 nucleotides long. RefSeq lists its product as uncharacterized. Gene Ontology annotation, cellular component: cytoplasm; nucleus. Gene Ontology annotation, molecular function: protein serine/threonine kinase activity; ATP binding. The record is from RefSeq and is a predicted model, not a curated record. Bases 1 to 3399 code for a protein of 1132 amino acids. The transcript is spliced from 11 exons. Gene Ontology annotation, biological process: intracellular signal transduction; protein phosphorylation. Lineage: Eukaryota; Discosea; Longamoebia; Acanthamoebidae.